AUGGACGUGGACGUGGACGUGGACAUAGACGUGGACGUGGACGUGGACGUGGACGUAGAAAUGGACGUGGACGUGGACAUGGACGUGGACGUGGACGUGGACGUGGAUGUGAACGUGGACGUGGACGUGGACGUGGACGUAGAAAUGGACGUAGACGUGGACGUGGACAUGGACGUGGACGUAGAAAUGGACGUGGACGUGGACGUGGACAUGGACGUGGACGUGGACGUGGACAUGGACGUGGACAUGGACGUGGACAUGGACGUGGACGUGGACAUGGACGUGGACGUGGACAUGGACGUGGACGUGGACGUGGACGUGGACGUGGAAAUGGACGUGGACGUGGACGUGGACAUAGACGUGGACGUGGACGUGGACAUGGACGUGGACGUGGAUGUGGACGUGGACGUAGACGUGGACGUGGACGUGGACAUGGACGUGGACAUGGACGUGGACUUGGACGUGGACAUGGACGUGGACGUGGACAUGGACGUGGACGUGGACAUGGACGUGGACGUGGACGUGGACGUAGAAAUGGACGUGGACGUGGACGUGGACGUGGACGUGGACGUAGAAGUGGACGUGGACGUGGACAUGGACGUGGACGUGGACAUGGACGUGGACGUGGACAUGGACGUGGACAUGGACGUGGACAUGGACGUGGACGUGGACGUGGACAUGGACGUGGACGUGGACAUGGACGUGGACGUGGACGUGGACAUGGACGUGGACGUGGACGUGGACAUGGACGUGGACAUGGACAUGGACGUGGACGUGGACGUGGACGUGGACGUGGACGAGGACGUGGACAUGGACGUGGAUGUGGACGUGGACGUGGACGUGGACGUAGACGAGGACGUCGACAUGGACGUGGACGUGGACGUGGACGUGGAUGUGGACGUGGACGUGGACGUGGACGUGGACGUAGACGUAGACGUGGACGUAGACGUGGACGUGGACGUGGACAUGGACGUGGACUUGGACGUGGACUUGGACGUGGACGUGGACAUGGACGUGGACAUGGACAUGAACGUGGACGUGGACGUGGACGUGGACGUGGACGUGGACGUAGAAAUGGACGUGGACGUGGACGUGGACGUGGACGUGGACGUAGAAGUGGACGUGGACGUGGACAUGGACGUGGACGUGGACAUGGACGUGGACGUGGACGUGGACGUAGACGUAGACAUGGACGUGGACAUGGAGGUGGACGUGCACGUGCACGUGGACAUGGACGUGGACGUGGACGUGGACGUGGUCGUGGACGUGGACGUGGACGUGGUCAUGGACGUGGACGUGGACGUGGACGUGGACGUGAACUUGGACGUGGUCGUGGUCGUGGACGUGGACGUGGACGUGGUCAUGGACGUGGACGUGGACAUGGACGUGGUCGUGGUCGUGGACAUGGACGUGGACGUGGUUGUGGACGUGGACGUGGAGGACGUGGACGUGGAGGACAUGGACGUGGAGGACGUGGACGAGGACGUGGAGGACGUGGACGUGGACGUGGACGUGGACGUGGAAGUGGACGUGGACGUGGACGUGGACCUGGACGUGGACCUGGGCGUGGAACUGGACGUGGACGUGGACGUGGACGUCGACGUGGAAGUGGACGUGGACAUGGACGUGGACCUGGACGUGAACCUGGACGUGGACAUGGACGUGGACAUGGACGUGGACAUGGACGUGGACGUGGACGUGGACGUGGACGUAGACAUGGACGUGGACGUGGACAUGGACAUGGACAUGGACGUGGACGUGGACGUGGACGUGGACGUGGACGUGGACGUGGACGUGGACGUGGACGUAGACGAGGACGUGCACAUGGACGUGGACGUGGACGUGGACGUGGAUGUGGACGUGGACGUGGACGUAGACGUGGACGUGGACGUGGACAUGGACGUGGACGUAGACGUGGACGUGGACGUGGACAUGGACGUGGACGUGGACAUGGACAUGGACGUGGACGUGGACGUAGACAUGGACGUGGACGUGGAUGUGGACGUGGACGUAGACGUGGACGUAGACGUGGACGUGGACGUGGACAUGGACGUGGACAUGGACGUGGACUUGGACGUGGACGUCGACGUGGACGUGGACAUGGACGUGGACGUGGACAUGGACGUGGACGUGGACGUGGACGUGGACGUGGACGUAGAAAUGGACGUGGACGUGGACGUGGACGUGGACGUGGACGUAGAAGUGAACGUGGACGUGGACAUGGACGUGGACUUGGACAUGGACGUGGACGUGGACAAGGACGUGGACAUGGACGUGGACAUGGACGUGGACGUGGACGUGGACGUGGACAUGGACGUGGACGUGGACAUGGACGUGGACGUGGAUGUGGACGUGGAUGUGGACAUGGACGUGGACGUGGACGUGGACAUGGACGUGGACAUGGACGUGGACGUGGACGUGGACGUGGACGUGGACGAGGACGUGGACAUGGACGUGGACGUGGACGUGGACGUGGACGUGGACGUGGACGUGGAUGUGGACGUGGACGUGGACGUAGACGUAGACGUGGACGUAGACGUGGACGUGGACGUGGACAUGGACGUGGACGUGGACGUGGACAUGUACGUGGACAUGGACGUGGACGUGGACUUGGACGUGGACUUGGACGUGGACGUGGACGUGGACGUGGACAUGGACGUGGACGUGGACGUGGACGUGGACGUGGACGUAGAAAUGGACGUGGACGUGGACGUGGACGUGGACGUGGACGUAGAAGUGGACGUGGACGUGGACAUGGACGUGGACGUGGACAUGGACGUGGACGUGGACGUGGACGUGGACGUGGACGUAGACGUAGACAUGGACGUGGACAUGGAGGUGGACGUGCACGUGCACGUGGACAUGGACGUGGACGUGGACGUGGACGUGGUCGUGGACGUGGACGUGGACGUGUUCAUGGACGUGGACGUGGACGUGGACGUGGAUGUGAACUUGGACGUGGUCGUGGUCGUGGACGUGGACGUGGACGUGGUCAUGGACGUGGACGUGGACAUGGACGUGGUCGUGGUCGUGGACAUGGACGUGGACGUGGUUGUGGACGUGGACGUGGAGGACGUGGACGUGGAGGACGUGGACAUGGACGUGGAGGACGUGGACGAGGACGUGGAGGACGUGGACGUGGACGUGGACGUGGACGUGGACGUGGAAGUGGACGUGGACGUGGACGUGGACCUGGACCUGGACCUGGACGUGGAACUAGACGUGGACGUGGACGUGGACGUGGACGUGGAAGUGGACGUGGACAUGGACGUGGACCUGGACGUGGACCUGGACGUGGACAUGGACGUGGACAUGGACGUGGACAUGGACGUGGACGUGGACGUGGACGUGGACGUAGACAUGGACGUGGACGUGGACAUGCACAUGGACAUGGACGUGGACGUGGACGUCGACAUGGACGUGGACAUGGACAUGGACAUGGACGUGGACGUGGACGUGGACAUGGACGUAGAAAUGGACGUGGACGUGGACGUGGACGUGGACAUGGACGUAGAAAUGGACGUGGACGUGGACGUGGACGUGGAGAUGGACGUGGACGUGGACGUAGACAUGGACGUGGACAUGGACGUUGACGUGGACGUGGACGUGGACGUGGACGUGGACGUAGAAAUGGAGGUGGACGUGGACGUGGACCUGGACGUUGACGUGGACGUGGACCUGGACGUUGACGUGCGCGUGGACGUGGACGUGGACGUGGAGGACGUGGACGUGGAGGUGGACGUGGACGAAGACGUGGACAUGGACGUGGACGUGGAUGAGGACGAGGACGUGGACGUGGACGUGGAUGGACGUGGACGUGGACGUGGACGUGGACGUGGACGUGGUCACGUGGACGUGGACGUGGACGUGGACGUGGAGGUGGACGUGGACGUGGACGUGGACGUGGACGUGGACGUGGACGAGGAGGAGGACGUGGACGUGGACGUGGACGUGGACGUGGAUGUGGACCUGGACGUUGACGUGGACGUGGACCUGGACGUUGACGUGCGCGUGGACGUGGACGUGGACGUGGAGGACGUGGACGUGGACGUGGACAUGGACGUGGACGUGGACGUGGACGUGGACGUGGAGGACAUGGACGUGGACGUGGACGUGGACGUGGACGUAGAAAUGGACGUGGACGUGGACGUGGACGUUGACGCGGACGUGGACAUGGACGUGGACGUCGACUUGGACGUGGACCUGGAUGUUGACGUGGAUCUGGACGAGGACGUGGACGUGGACGUGGAGGACAUGGACGUGGACGUGGACGUGGACGUGGACGUAGAAAUGGACGUGGACGUGGACAUGGACGUGGACGUGGACGUGGACGUGGACGUGGACCUGGACGUUGACGUGCACGUGGACGUGGACCUGGACGUGGACGUGGACGUGGAGGACAUGGACAUAAACGUGGACGUGGACGUGGACGAGGACGAGGACGUGGACGUGGACGUGGACUUGGACGUGGACGAGGACGUGGACGAGGACGUGGACGUGGACGUGGACGUGGACGUGGACGUGGACGUGGACGUGGACCUAGACCUGGACGUUGACGUGCACGUGGACGUGGACGUGGACGUGGAGGACAUGGACGUGGACGUGGACGUGGACGUUGACGUGGACGUGGACGUGGACAUGGACGUGGACGUGGACGUGGACGUGGACGUGGACGUGGACAUGGACGUGGACCUGGACGUGGACGUGGACGUGGACGUGGACGUGGACCUGGACCUGGACCUGGACGUUGACGUGCACGUAGACGUGGACGUGGACGUGGACGUGGACGUGGAGGACAUGGACGUGGACGUGGACGUUGACGUGGACGUGGACGUGGACGUGGACGAGGAGGAGGACAAGGACGUGGACGUGGACGUGGACAUGGACGUACACGUGAACGUGGACGUGGACGUGGACAUGGACGUGGACGUGGACGUGGACGUGGACAUGGUCGUGGACGUGGACGUGGACGUGGACAUGGACGUGGACGUGGACGUGGAGGUGGACGUGGACGUGGUCCUGGACGUGGACGUGGACGUGGACGUGGACGUGGACGUGGACGUGGACAUGGACGUGGACGUGGACGUGGACAUGGACGUGGACGUUGACAUGGACGUGGACAUGGACAUGGUCGUGGACAUGGACAUGGUCGUGGACGUGGACGUAGACAUGGACAUGGUCGUGGACAUGGACAUGGACGUGGACAUGGACAUGGUCGUGGACAUGGACAUGGUCGUGGACGUGGACGUAGACAUGGACAUGGUCGUGGACAUGGACAUGGUCGUGGACAUGGACAUGGACGUGGACAUGGACGUGGACAUGGACAUGGUCGUGGACGUGGACGUGGACGUGGACAUGGACGUUGACGUGGACAUGGACGUGGUCAUGGACGUGGACGUGGACGUGGACAUAGACGUGGACGUGGACGUGGACAUAGAUGUGGACGUGGACAUAGAUGUGGUCGUGGUCGUCGACGUGGACGUGGACGUGGUCAUGGACGUGGAUAUGGACGUGGACGUGGAGGACGUGGACGUGGAGGACGUGGAGGACGUGGACGUGGAGGACGUGGACGUGGAGGACGUGGACGUGGACGUGGACGUAGACGUGGUCGUGGACGUGGACGUUGACGUGGACGUGGACGUGGACGUGGUCGUGGACGUGGAGGACUUGGACGUUGACAUGGACGUGCACGUGGACGUGGACGUGGACGUGGACAUGGUCGUGGACGUGGACGUGGACGUGGACAUGGACGUGGAUGUGGACGUGGACGUGGAAGUGGACGUGGACGUGGACAUGGAUGUGGACGUGGACGUGGACGUGGACAUCGACGUGGAGCUUGCGUGGUCGAGGAGCGUGCCUGGUCCAUGGGCUUGCGUGAUCCAGGAGCUUGCCUGGAGCGUGCCUGAUCUAGGAGCUUGCUUGGACAAGGAGCUUGCCUGA
Messenger RNA from Closterium sp. NIES-65, 5940 nucleotides. Lineage: Eukaryota; Viridiplantae; Streptophyta; Zygnematophyceae; Desmidiales; Closteriaceae. The record is from the annotation of a GenBank genome assembly.